Lachnellula hyalina is the source of this 7341-nucleotide messenger RNA. Its product is annotated as Nonribosomal peptide synthetase. The annotation marks the transcript as partial. The record is from RefSeq and is a predicted model, not a curated record. NCBI's taxonomy places the organism in Eukaryota, Fungi, Ascomycota, Leotiomycetes, Helotiales, Lachnaceae. Gene Ontology annotation, cellular component: cytoplasm. Gene Ontology annotation, biological process: secondary metabolite biosynthetic process; amino acid activation for nonribosomal peptide biosynthetic process. Gene Ontology annotation, molecular function: catalytic activity; phosphopantetheine binding. The transcript has a single exon.
AUGGAUGCCAAAACACUGGACUAUGUGCAACAAAGAACAGUACCCCAUUGUGUGAGUCCGUAUUUUAUAACGCGACGCACAAUUUUGAGUUCAAUUCAAUUUUACACUGCCCUACACAUUCUCUCCACUCAAGUCGGUUGGUUCACAAGUACCUACCAAAAGGACCAUAACAGCAAGCCGGAAAUGGUUGGUCUACUACUCUCGUCAUCGUCCAAUGGCGUAACCCUUAAGAACAAUGAGCUACCCUUUACAGCUAAGGGAAAACAGCAGCCGGGUGAUUCUGGACAGAAGGAGGUAGUUUUGGGAGCGCAGUUGCCCGCACGUGAUCUUCACACACGAGCAAAAGACAAGUCAAUCGAGCAUGAGAUUGAGGACAUAGAAUGGCCUCAGAAUGUCAAGCUCAAUCAAUUGGUUCAAUCUGCGUGGGCAAUACUUUUGUCUUGGUACGGGGAGGCCACCGAUACUGUCUUCGAUGUUGCGUUGCCAAUAUCAAAAAUCGAACGAAUUCCUGUACCCACAACCGCAACUGUUCGUAUUGCGAUUGAAGGAGAUAUGACUCUGGGUGCAUUACAACACCAAAUGAUGUUACCGGCACUGGCAGCAUCACCGAUGACGACUCAAAGCAUCGGCGAGCGGAGGGCUGAUCUGGGCUGGCAAUCCCAAUCGUUGCUCAUAGUGCAAGCCGCUGUCGAAUUGGACGAGGCACAGGCCUUCGACGAAGGACCAGAACUGAACGCAUACGCCAUCACUCUUCACAGCCAAAUAAAGGAUAGUUCUUUACUCACGAAAAUGGGUUUCGAUUCGACUGCGCUCAGCGAGCGGGUCGCAUCGCGAGUCGUGGAUCACUUCAGGCACAUAUUGCGUCAGGUGACCAAGAUCUGCCGUGCCGACACGGCUAGUACGAAAAUCAGCGAUAUAGACGCGAUGACUCCAGAAGACCUCGGCCAAGUCUGGAGGUGGAACGAGAAUGUACCUGAAGAGGUGAACGGUUGCGUUCACUAUCUAUUUUCCCAAAUCGUUUCUCGAUAUUCACAUAAGACGGCCAUAUGCGCUUGGGAUGGCGAGUUGACCUACGCUCAAUGGGACACGCUCUCAACCGAAUUGGCACAUGGCCUCAUCCACAGGGGGGUUUGUCCCGGAGAUCUGCUUCCCUUAAUUUUUGAAAAGUCCAUGUGGGUGGCAGUCUCUCAAUUUGCCGUCAUGAAGGCUGGUGCGGCGUCUGUGGUCAUCGAUCCCUCGCAGACCGAGGCACGCAUCAGGACGAUAAUAGACAUUGCAGGGCCUGGCCUCAUCCUAUGUUCUCCUUCAACAGCUCCUCUGGUUUCUCGCAUCACCGAAAGAAAGCCAUUCGUUGUGCAAAAGGAGACUGUAUCAGGUUUGCUGGAGCAAAGUCGAAAUGCAGUAGGCUUCGAGACAACAUUACCCGCCGUCAAGCCGAGCGACCUGCUCUAUGUCGUCUUCACUUCCGGCACUACAGGUAAUCCGAAGGGUGUAUCAAUAACACAUUCAAACUUUACGUCGGCAAUCAGGCAUCAGAACGAGUACUUGAAUUUCAAACCGACUGCGAGAGUUGCAGAUUUCUGCUCGUACGCUUUUGAUGUAUCAUGGUCCAAUUUCAUCCACACACUCGCGGUGGGAGCUUGCCUAUGCGUACCAUCAGAACAGGACAGAAAGCAUGACUUCGUUGGAUAUAUGAUCAAAAAUGGGGUGACAUCUGUACACCUUACACCGUCGGUCGCUGCGAUCCUGGACUUGGACAAAGUGCCAACGCUUGACACUGUUUUGCUCGGCGGCGAGACUAUAGACUUGGAUAAGAUGCCAUACCUUAGAAACAUUGAAACCAUAAUCAUCUUAUACGGGCCGGCCGAGUGUACAGUGGAUACUACAGGUAUCAUCAUCAACGGUGGUACUACCCACGCUAGCAUUGGAUGGGCGAUUGGAUCAACUACUUGGAUUGCCGACCCAAGCAAGGAUGCCCUUACACCCGUCGGGUUGGUCGGAGAGCUGCUCCUAGAGGGACCACUGGUUGGAGCCGGUUAUCUGAACAACGCCGAGAAGGCGGCAGCCGCCUUCAUCGAGGAUCCAAGCUGGUUACUACGUGGUAGUCCAGAAGUGAAGGGACGCCGCGGACGUCUUUAUCGAACAGGAGACCUGGUACGCUACUCUCCUGAUGGUGAACUGAUUUACGUCGGGAGAAAGGAUACCCAGGUCAAGAUUCGCGGCCAGCGUACCGAGCUAAGCGACGUUGAACAUCAUAUCCGUCGAGUUCUGAGCUCGAUGACGGCUGUGGCAGAUAUUGUCGCCGAAGUCGUGACCCCAAAAGUUACCCAACGUCCAAUGCUGGUAGCCUUUCUAAACAUGCCUACGACAAGCACUGAACAGUUAAGGAAGAAAUCUGCCUCAAUUAUCGAGAUGCUGGAUAGGGAAAUGCCCGGCCAGGUGCCAUCUCACAUGAUUCCAACUGCAUAUAUCCCAAUGACGGACCUGCCAAGGGGGUUGACGGGAAAGACGGACCGUAGAGCACUCCGUGAGAUAGGUGCUGGACUGGACCGCAACGCACUUGCAUAUUUGUAUAACUCCAAUCCUGCACAGCACAUCGAACCCACCACCGAAGCUGAGAUGCAACUCAGGGAUCUCUGGGCGUCAGUGCUCAAUCAUCCAGCGAGCGACAUUGGGAAACACGACAGUUUCUUGCGCAUUGGCGGUGAUUCGAUCGCAGCAAUACGUCUAGCAACUUAUCUCGGACGAAUGGGGAUGUGGUUGACGGUCCCGGAUAUCUACAGCCAGCCACAGCUCAGUGAGAUGGCCAUGCUCAUGUCACAAAGUGACACACCAGCCCCGGAAGUCGUGCGACCGUUUUCCUUAUUGAAAACCGAGAUGGACAGGGAUGAAGCGUGUCGCCGAGUAGCAGAGCUUUGCUGCGUCGGCUCUUGGCAUGUGGAACCUUCACAGAUUGAGGAUAUAUUUCCCUGCACACCGCUUCAGGAGGGCCUUUUGGCCAUGACCGCGAGGAGCGCUGGCAAAUACGUGGGCCAUCGGGUUGCUGAAAUAAAGCCAGAAAUCGACAUAGCAAGGCUAUGGGAGGCAUGGCAAAUAGUUUCUGAAAGAUUUUCGGUACUUCGGACCCGCAUCGUCGACAUGCCAGGCCUGGGACUUGUACAGGCUGUCCUUGAAGAGGCAUUGCAAUGGCAGACCUUCUCAUCUUUGAAGGACUAUUAUCAAAGCAGGAAGAGCGCCGACAAAGAAAUGCAGAAACAUCUCGUCAAAACCACAGCGGUGGGCUUGGGCAUCCCUUUAUCACGUGUCGCAAUCAUACUAGACGAAGCGGCAGGUAAGAGAUAUUUGGCGUUGACUCAUCAUCAUGCGACCUACGACGGUUGGUCUAUACCAUUACUGCAAAAGGAGGUGGAGAAGGCGUACGGGGAUGUGAGGGCAGAACUAUCAUCGCUUCCGAUGCAAAGCUUUGUGAAAUAUGUCAUAAGCCAACGUGGCGAAGAAGGGAUGGCUUUCUGGAAGCAGCAAUUUGCUGAGAUAGAAGCAUCGCCGUUUCUUGCCCUCCCCGCCAAGACGUACGAGCCAAUGGCAGAUAAGUUCAUCAACCAUUCGAUCAAGGACAUCCGCUGGCCCACGUGCGGUGUCACCCCCUCUUCCACGCUUCGUACGGCUUGGGCGACGCUCAUCUCUUGGUACGUGGAUUGUCCGGAUGUAACAUUUGGAGUUGUUGUGUCGGGCCGUCAAGCUCCUGUACCAGGGAUCGAAGUCGUAGCAGGUCCUACCAUCGCCACUGUCCCACUCCGAAUUUUAGUCCGCGGAACAGUCGAGGAACUGCUACAUGAGGUACAAGGACAAGCGAUGGAGAUGAUUCCGUUCGAGCAGUACGGCUUACAGUAUAUUCGUCAGAUAAGCCAGGAGGCCAGAAUUGCGUGUGACUUCCAGACGCUUUUGUUGGUACAUCCAUCAGUCGAGGAAAGUACGGUAGAGAGCCUGGUCUUUGAAGAUACUCUAAAUGAUCAAGCAAAGUAUUCCGGCUCAGAAAACACAUAUGCCAUGAUGCUUACCUGCCAACCAUCCGAGUCAAAAUUGGAUAUGCAGCUGAGCUUUGAUUCGACUAUUGUCGAAGAAGAGGCUGCCGUACGGCUUCUUCAACAGCUGGAGCAUAUACUAGGCCAAAUCGCCUCUAUUGACGGCUCGAGGAACAUAUGCGAUCUCGAAAGAGUCAGCGAGCGUGACUUGCAUGACGUAUGGAAAUGGAAUUCAGCAGUACCGCAGAGCAUCGAGGACUGUGUCCACAAUGUGUUUGCGCAAAGGGUCGCCGAAACUCCCGAGGCACCCGCCGUGUGUGCAUGGGAUGGCGAGCUGACAUAUGUCCAACUCGAUCAUUUUUCCACGUUGCUGGCGGGCCGCCUCCUCAGCUUUGGGCUCGGAGUUGGCCCAGGUGCCAUCGUACCACUCUGUUUUGAGAAGUCAGUAUGGGUGCCUGUCGCAAUCCUUGCGGUCAUGAAAGCCGGUGCUGCGUCUGUUGCUCUGGACACAACAUUGCCUCGAUCCCGAUUGGAGGGUAUUGUGACUCAACUAUCAGCCAAGGUGAUGUUGACCUCGAAGUCUUGUGCAAAACUUGGGGCCGAUAUCACCAAUGCCCUAACGAUGGAAGUGGGAGGCGACCCCGACAAUUUCGAGCAGCUAUAUCAACCGAUUUCCAUUCCGAAAAUGCCCACAGUCAGUGCAUCAUCUGCCCUUUAUAUCGUCUUCACCUCCGGAAGCACAGGCGCCCCGAAGGGGGCGAUCGUUACACAUACCAAUUUCUGCAGCGCCAUGCGACACCACCAACCACAGCUCGGGUUUGAAAGGUCAUCAAGAGUGUUCGACUAUACAUCGUACGCCUUUGAUGUUGCAUGGUCAAAUGUACUGCAUGCACUAACCGUAGGCGCAUGCCUCUGCAUCCCCUCUGAGGACGAACGAACGGCCGACAUCCACGGCUCCAUCAAUCGGCUGCAGGCAAAUUUCAUCCAUCUUACACCGACCGUUGGACGGUUGCUUGAUCCUACAGCCUUAAAUGGCCUCAGUAAGGUUCUGUUCAUUGGUGAGGCGCUCAAGGCUAGUGAUAUAGCCAAAUGGGAGGCUUCCGGUGCCGAGAUCUACAAUACAUAUGGCCCUGCUGAGUGCACCGUCACGAGUACCGUUGAGAGAGUCCAAAGGGAGAGGUCAGAUAGUAGAGUCAGAGACCCCAGUAUCGGCAAAGGUGCUGGCGCGCUUGUUUGGGUCGUUCAACCUCGUGCGCCUGACAGGUUGGCUGCCAUCGGGACCAUAGGAGAGUUGUGGCUUGAGGGGCCGAUUGUUGGUGCAGGCUAUCUGAACAAUCCCGAGAAGACAGCCAGUGCAUUUGUCAAGGACCCCAAAUGGCUAUUGGAUGGGAUUCCAGGACGAGUGCCUGGUCGGCGUGGACGGCUCUACAGGACAGGUGAUUUGGUCUACUAUAACCCGGACGGCUCUCUUGAGUUUGCUGGGCGAAACGAUACGCAGAUCAAGAUCAACGGCCAACGGAUUGAGUUGGGAGAGGUCGAAUACCACAUUCGUCAACUACUUCCGAACAAGGUGGUGCCACAGAUUGUGGUAGACCUGAUCACUCCGGACGCUACUCGAACCCAAACUCUGGCAGUGUUCUUAGUUUUGCCCGACGAUGACACCGCAAAGGUCGAGCUGAACGAGGUAACUGUCCCAAUGAUAGCGACCCUUCGAAAGGAGAUGCCGAAAUUGCUGCCCUCAUACAUGGUUCCCGGCGUAUACAUCCCCAUUUCCCUUCCAAAGCUGCCUAUGACAGCAACAGGGAAGACGGAUAGACAAAGGCUUCGCGAACUAGGCAGAACAUACAUCCCACCGGCGUCUUCAAUUUCAGACGCGAGUGCUUCUAAUGCUAUGCAAACCAAAACAGAAGAAGCCUUGAGGGAUAUCUGGGCUAGGGUGCUUGAUGUCAAGCCUAAUGUUAUCGCUGCAGGUAAUAGCUUCUCUGAGGUUGGGGGCGAUUCGAUCAAGAUCAUGUCACUGGCUAUGGCAAUACACAAGCACUUUGACAUUAACAUUGGGGUACCGCGAUUGAUCCAACAGCAGAAUAGCUUACGUGAACUUGCCGCCGUAAUCGACAACCUGCUACACGGCCAGUCCGUUGAGGAGCCGACACAGCCGACGUCAACUGACCUGGAGCGCGAGAUAGACUUGCUGGUGAACAAGAUUGGCUUUAGCCGUACCGCUACCAGGUCAACGGUCUUUCUCACCGGCUCAACCGGGUUCCUGGGAACCCAGAUUCUCCACUACACACUCACAAAGCGUAUAUUCGACAGGGUCGUGCUACUUGUACGGAGUCUUGACGCACAGAAGGGGCUGGACAGGGUAAUGAAGACGGCCAAGAUCGCUGGGUGGUGGAUGGAAUCAUUUACUUCUGCAAUCGAAGUCUGGGAUGGAGACCUCUCGGCCGAAAGACUGGGGCUGAACAAUUCACAAUGGAGUGCGUUGUGCGGCCGUCCGAGCGCACAUGGAACUAUCGAUGCCAUCAUCCACAACGGUGCCAGAGUGCAUUGGACCACGAACUACGACGGGUUAAAAGACGCGAACGUUGGUUCUACUAUGCAGCUUCUGCAGGCCGCAGUGGCCUCCCCUUUCCUGAAGAGCUUUGUGUACGUCUCAGGUGGUCUCAUUACAGAUAACCAAACCUGGACCGAGGAGGAGGCAAGGAGAGCCAAAGGAUACGACCAAACAAAAUACGUGUCGGAAAGACUUGUGAGCGCUGCUGCCACGCAGUUUCACAAACCACGCACGACCUUCACUGUCAUCAAACCGGGGCGGAUCAUCGGGGACGUAUACACAGGUGUAGCAAAUGCCGACGACUUCCUAUGGAGGCUUGUGAUGGGCACAGUCCGGCUCGGAGCCCGCCCAGUUGACUCAGAGACAGCUUGGCUCUCAGUGUCAGAUGUUCGUCACGUCACAGAGUCCAUUCUAUGGCACGCGGCAGGAAAGAGUCGCGAACAUUUCGUCAACAUCAAGAGGGGAGUAUGGGUCAGUGCCUUCUGGACUGCCGUCGAGGAUCAAUUACAGAUGCAGCUGCGGCCGGUCUCGUGGGGCGAGUGGAUUGAGCUUGCUAGGCAAGACAUGGCGCGGGAGCAAGAACUGCAUCCACUAUGGCCGGUUCAGCAGUUUUUGGGCGCUCUCGGUUCCGAUGUCAAAGUCUGCGAUCAUGAGAGCUACGAGGGGGAAAUGCGAGAGGUGCUCGCAGCUGCGCGACAGAACAUUGAGUAUCUUCGAGGCCAGGGUUUCCUGGAAGCCACCGGUGGAAAGCAGAUCAAUGGCAAG